This is a messenger RNA of Girardinichthys multiradiatus, 2224 nucleotides long. Its product is annotated as zinc finger BED domain-containing protein 4-like. The transcript has 2 exons. NCBI's taxonomy places the organism in Eukaryota, Metazoa, Chordata, Actinopteri, Cyprinodontiformes, Goodeidae. Bases 694 to 1389 code for a protein of 231 amino acids. The record is from RefSeq and is a predicted model, not a curated record.
UGAGAAGGGGGAGCCAGUAAAUACUGAUGAGGCAAUAUGUAAAUUAUGUGAUAAAAAGGUGACUGCAAGGGACGGAAACACGUCAAACCUAAGGACCCAUCUCAGAGUUAACCAUCCACUCACUGCUGCGAGGAUGCAUUUGGCCCCGAGUUCAAUAAGCGCAACAGUUUCAACACCUCCCGCUGAUACCAAUGCAGGACCAAAACCAACAACAACUAAGUCCACCGCCACUUAUACGCAGUCGACAAUAAUAGGGGCCUUCGGGAAAACAUCGAAGUACAAAAGGGACAGUGUCCGUUGGAAAACCUGCACGGAUGCAGUGACAAAAUACUUGGCAAAGGAAAUGGUCUCUUUCCACACGGUGGAAAAAAAGUCCUUUAAGGACAUGGUAAAGGUCCUAGAUGCCCAGUACGAGCUACCAGGACGGAAACAUUUCUCACAAACAGCCGUCCCACAUUUAUAUAUUAAAGUUAGAGACGAGGUUCAAGUACUGCUGUCAGAGGCCGAGAGUUAUUCUUUAACAACUGACAUGUGGUCAUCAGUUAACAUGACUCCAUAUACAGGUCCUUCUCAAAAUAUUAGCAUAUUGUGAUAAAGUUCAUUAUUUUCCAUAAUGUCAUGAUGAAAAUUUAACAUUCAUAUGGAAAAUAAUGAACUUUAUCACAAUAUGCUAAUAUUUUGAGAAGGACCUGUAUGUCCCUGACUGUCCACACCAUUACACCUGAGUGGAAACUUGAAUCCAAAUGCCUCCAAACAACGUAUUUUCCUGAGAGUCAUACGGCGGACAACCUUGCUGCAGCGCUCAGAGUUGCACUUCAGGACUGGCAACUUGACGAGAAAAAACUUUCAGCCAUAACCACUGACAACGCUGCCAACAUUUCUGCCGCAAUCAGGUCCCUGGAGUGGCCGUGGCUUAACUGCUUCGGUCACAAUCUAAACCUGGCUGUCACAAAUGCAAUGCAGGACAAUAGGCAAAAAACCGAGCGCGCCCUCGGAGUGUGCCGUUGUAUUGUCAGGGCCUUUUCACACAGCUGGCAACGUAAGAGUGAACUCCACAAGAAGCAAGUGGAGUUGGGACUCCCAGAACAUAGCCUCAUAACGGACUGCGCAACUCGCUGGGGCUCCAAACUGGCAAUGGUGGAGCGCAUCCUGGAGCAGGCCCAGGGGAUCAGACACGUCUUGUCUGACGACAGAAGGAGCAGCCUGUCCCUGACCUGGCAGGACACAGACGUCUUGAAAGCUGUUCACGACGCACUGAAACCAGUCGGUGACUUCACUGAUAUUUUGUCAGGAGAACAUUAUGUCAGGAGAACAUUAUGUGACCAGUUCCUCUAUUCUCCCCAUACUCCAUCUAUGCAGGGACAAUGUGUUGGCUUUGUCAGAAUAUGACCUCCAGCUAACAAAGUCAAUCAAAACUGGAAUUCUAAAAAAGCUAGAGGCCAAAUAUGAAUCCGAUUCAGUGCGCAAAUUAAUGCGAAAAUGCACUUUCCUCGACCCUUGUUACCGUGGAGGAUAUGAGACUGAUGCCAGCGCAUUGGCUGAGACCAAGGCAGAAUUACAGGCUGAGAUCGUGAGCUUAGAGAACCAAGCACCAGCAGGUCCAGUGGUUAUCAUCAGAGUGGAAGAGGGAGAGGCGCAACCCGAACCCCCACGAAAAAGGGUGACUCUGGGAAGUCUUCUGCAAAAACAAGCCGAUGCAUGGGCAGGUCCCAUCGGCAGCGUAGAAGACCGAGUUGGAGCUGAAAUAACAGCCUACUAUUUGGAGCCCGUUAUCCAAGCAGACAAAGACCCACUUCUGUGGUGGAAAUGUGCUGCCCGGCGUUUGCCCCUGAUGUCACGGGUGGCCAGAAAGCACCUGUGCGUCUGUGCCACAAGCUCGCCGUCGGAACGGGUUUUCAGCACCGCGGGAAAAGUUGUAAGUCCCCAACGUUCCCUGUUAAAUCCAGAAAAAGUUAACAUGCUGGUUUUUCUGGCUAAAAAUCUUGACUAAACCUGUUGACACUUGCCACCCAGCUCACUGCUAUUAUUUGUUUCUUUUACUUUUACCACUUUUUUAAAGGUCGCUCUUUUUGUUAUUUAAAGUUGUUCAGGCUGUGAUUUAAUUUAAUUGAUUUGUCUGCGCAUUCUGCGCAAAAACUAUUUUGGGUGGUCAGGGUAAUUUAAUUUUUUUGACUGUUAUAUUUGUACUUUUUAAGCAGUUUCUAAUAAACGUUAAUAUUGUGCA